This is a messenger RNA of Stegastes partitus (bicolor damselfish), 6782 nucleotides long. RefSeq names its product serine/threonine-protein kinase 3/4-like. Lineage: Eukaryota; Metazoa; Chordata; Actinopteri; Pomacentridae. Gene Ontology annotation, cellular component: cytoplasm. Bases 353 to 1846 code for a protein of 497 amino acids. Gene Ontology annotation, biological process: protein phosphorylation; signal transduction. Gene Ontology annotation, molecular function: protein serine/threonine kinase activity; ATP binding. The record is from RefSeq and is a predicted model, not a curated record. The transcript has 11 exons.
GGUUUUUUCUACGGCGGCUGCCAAACGGUCUGUCAAACAAGUCCAAAGUUGUCCGGACACGGGGAGGGAGGAUGAGCCCAGCGGCGAGGACACGGCAGCCGGGAGAAGCUCGUACACCGUGUGAAGGCCGUUUUAGAAAAUGAUAAGCGGACGUAGUGUUUUUGUCCACGGCUCCCAGGCAGCAGCAGCAGCAGCAGCAGUAGCGGCGGCGGCGGCGGCAGAGACGUUAGCAGGGACGCUGCAGGUUAGCUGCCGUUAGCCUGUUAGCACUCUGCUACUGUUAGCAUCGAGUGUGUAGUUUGAAAGCAACUCGCUUCAAGUGAUUCGGAGGAGUCUGCUGAAGAGGACAAACAUGGAGAACAAGGACAAAGUACAGAUGAGGAAUCACCCUCGCAGGCAGCUAAAGAAGCUGAGCGAAGACAGUCUCACCAAGCAGCCAGAGGAAGUCUUUGAUGUCCUGGAGAAGCUGGGCGAAGGGUCUUAUGGCUGCGUAUUUAAGGCACAUUAUAAAGAAACAGGGGAGAUAGUAGCCAUCAAACAAGUCCCCGUGGAGUCUGACCUUCAGGAGAUCAUCAAGGAAAUCUCCAUCAUGCAGCAGUGCAACAGUCCACAUGUAGUGCGGUACUAUGGCAGCUACUUCAAAAACAGUGACCUGUGGAUCGUCAUGGAAUAUUGUGGCGCCGGAUCAGUAUCUGAUAUCAUCCGAAUACGUAACAAGACGCUUACAGAAGAAGAGAUCGCCACCAUUCUGCAGUCAACUCUGAAGGGUCUGGAGUAUCUUCACUUCAUGAGGAAGAUCCACCGAGACAUCAAAGCUGGCAACAUCCUCCUGAACACAGAGGGUCAGGCCAAACUGGCCGACUUUGGAGUUGCUGGGCAGCUCACAGACACCAUGGCGAAGCGAAACACAGUCAUCGGCACACCCUUCUGGAUGGCUCCAGAGGUUAUACAGGAGAUUGGUUACAACUGUGUGGCCGACAUCUGGUCUCUGGGAAUCACAGCGAUAGAGAUGGCUGAGGGCAAACCGCCCUACGCAGACAUACACCCAAUGAGGGCCAUCUUCAUGAUUCCCACCAACCCUCCUCCAACGUUUCGGAACCCAGAUCUGUGGUCGCCGCCCUUUCGAGACUUUGUCAGCCAGUGUUUGGUGAAAAACCCAGAAAACAGGGCGACAGCCACACAGUUGUUACAGCAUCCAUUUAUUAAGUCGGCCAAGCCCAGUUCCAUCCUCAGAGCCUUGAUCACAGACGCCAUGGAGAUUAAAUUGAAGAGACAAGAGGAGGCAGAGCAGAGAGAACAGGAUGCCGAAGAUGAUGACAACUCGGAUGAGGACGAGGUUGACCAGGGGACGAUGGUGCGGGCAGGAACAGGAGAUUCAGGAACCAUCCGGGCUGCCGGUUCGUUAGCAAGUUCACUCGGCGGCACAGCACGGACUAUGAUCGAGCACGACGACACGGGAACCCUGCAGUCCCAGCUUGGCACCAUGGUCAUCAACUCUGACGAUGAGGAUGAAGAGGAAGCUGGUACUAUGAAAAGAAGAGAUGAGACCAUGCAGCAAGCCAAGCCGUCCUUCCUGGAGUAUUUCGAGCAGAAGGAGAAGGAGGCCAACAGUCACAACGACGGAGGAGGAAGAGGAGAAAACAACGCAGACAACCGCAAACUGUCUGCUGAAGGAGAUCUUGAAGUGGUCAGUACGUGGUCGGUGGAGGAGCUGCGGCUGAGACUCGCCUCUCUGGACCCUCAGAUGGAGCAGGAGAUCGAGGAGAUCCGUCAGCGCUACCAGGCCAAGAGGCAGCCCAUCCUCGACGCCAUCGACGCCAAAAAGCGGCGGCAGCAGAACUUCUGAGACGGACCCGCGGCGCUCCUCACGGCGGCGGCUGGAGAACCGACCUCAUGGAUUCUGCAGCGGGCCGGAGGAACGUCACUGAGGCUGUGCUGAGAGUUCUUCAUCCUAAUAACUGGUCGUGAGAUGAUGCAGCUGGAUGCAGGGACACGUGAUGAUCACCACUUUGGAUGUCAAACUGCUGAUUUUGGUAAAGAAGAACUUCCAGAGAAGUGUUCUCUGUUUGACAGAAUGUUAUUGACAUGUACUGUUGUUUGAUUUCAGAUCCAUGUUCCUUUUUUUUCUGCCCCCUUCUUGAGAUAAUCUGGAGCCUUUACGGGAGAAUUGGUUUUCUUUACAACCUGUUGUAUUCCUCAUUAAUGUGGCUGUUGUGUCUCUGAAUGCUAACGUUGCGCUCUUUGCCUUUAUUGUACAGAUUCGUGGAAACAGCAUUUCUUUGGGGGGCUAUUCAAAGAAAGCAGAUUUUUACAUCAAUCAUUUUUGAGUCCAGUUGAAAUUAAACAUAAAUUAUCGACCUGAAACGGACAUUUUGCCAACUGCUUUAGCUUCUACAAACCAGCAGACAGCAGAGCUAAGCGUUUAGUCUUGAACUCUUUUAUUUCCAUCUGAGUUUAGGGAGGUGAGACACCAGUACAACGUUAGCGUGACCCAGACUGACACGACAGCCACAUUAAUUCGGAAAUCAAGUUCAAUUAAACCCUCCUCAAAGAACUGAACGGCAUUUCUGGUGUGAAAAAUGUAAGAAACGUUUCUUUCUGCUUGCACUCAGCUGUCUUAAGCCACGGUGAAAAUGCUUAAAGAGCCCAUCAGAUCUCAUAACGUGUAGUUUAUUUUUACGUCAUAGUGGUACAGCUUCAUUGUAAGUGCUGAUGUUCAGCGUAGGUACUCGUCUGUUCAUUCCUCAGCUGUUUCCCGUCAUUGUUGGCAAACGAUGAUGCUGCUCGAGUCCUUAGUUUUCCCUCUGCAGACUGUGAAAAUGUGGAAUAGUAUCUAGUCAAGAAAAGGAUCCAUUUUUGAAAACAAAAAGCUGAAAAUACAGAAUUAAAAUGAUUGAUUUGAGAUCUGUGAGAAGUAACAAACCAAGCGCUUGGUAUCAGUCGUUAAAGGAGCAGAGAUGACAGGAUUCAUUAGUAACUUUAUCUGGUGUUUGACAGAUGAUGAUGACGUGAUGUGCAUUUACAGUUUGAUUUCUUCACUGAGAAGUCAUUUCCUUUAGCCUUGCUUCCUGUAUGAAGACUCUUCAGUUCGGUACGUGUUGCUCAGCUUCAGCGCUGAUUAUGCAGCCACGGUGGAAAUCCCUUCUCACAACUCGUGUUUUCAGUUUACAAACGAGUCUUCGCUGUUACAAAGGAAACCCUGGUCAUUAUGUCUAACGUCGUGCCUCACAACACGUUUUCUUUUUGGAUCCUCUGUCGGCUGAAGAUCAUUUUCUCAUAUUCCUGCAUCAUCAGCGUGAAGUAAAGAAGCAGAAAAAUGAUUCAGCUCAGAGAUUUUUGUGGAAUUAGGUUUUUUAAAACACCCCAUUCACUCAAGUUACACUUAACGCCUCUCUCGUUAUGGUAGUUUCCCCUUAAACUGUUUAUUUACAAGGGCAGCUGGUGGAUCAAUGCUUCAGUUUUCUAUAAUUAUGCUUUUGUCUUGUUGAACUUCACUGAUCCUUCACAGGACUAAUUACACAGAAGAUUUUACAAUCAUCAGAUGGGAUCAGUGAAAACAUUGUCCUUGAAUUGUUCUGAUAAAUCACUGAAAAGAAAAACACCCAAACUAAACUGUAUUUACAUUAAAUAAAAGGCUUUUUACACUGUAGAGUAACAGACACAAGACCUUCUCCUAUGAGCAGACACAUAUAUAUAUGUAUUAGUAGAGCAGUGUUUUACGAUAUUAACCUGCAGUCUGUGUUUCUGCAGCAGCUUCCUGGUGCCCACAUGAGGGGUUGUAGUUCAACCAACUUCAUCAGUACAGUAUUUGCUAAACGUUGAUGUGAUGUUGAUAAAUGCUAAUUAGGGAAAGAUGGAAGCAACGUAAAAAUAUUCCUCUAAUUUGUCCUUGAAUCUUCAGUUUACUGGCUAAUUUGACCUCUUUAGCUCUCCGGAUCGGAACUUUUUGGAUGAUCAUGGUUCAGAAGUAAACAUGACUUCAGUUAAAGAGCCUAUAUUCUGCUUUUAGGUCGUAGCUUCUUUCUGUGUGUAGAACAACGUCCACGUCAAAGGCAGUCACUGUCUCCUCACCUGCAUCAAACGUCUAGUUUAAAGUCCAGGCUUUUCUUCAGCUACAUAUCUACAUCAGCAUGUAACACAUUUCCAUCACAACAGCAAAGAACGAGACGUCAGAACAGACGGAUGGGGCGCUUAAAGAGUUUCAGACAGAAGACAUGCUGCUGCAGUGUCCAGCAGGAGAACACGAGUGCUUUUGAACAUUAAAGCGUGUAAACAUGUUCUAGUCGACCCAAAAAAUGUAAUUAUGAACCUGUGAAUGUGCAGAAUAUAGGCUCUUUAAUGCAUCACAAAUCUUCAGUCAAAGCUAUUUUUCCUGAGCUGAGGUUCAUGUUUUGAGUGUUUUGACUGUUUAAAGGGAAUUCAGCGAGCUCGGCAGUCUUUCACCACCAGUGCCCUUCUUAGUGUUUUCAGUUUUUUAGUUGAGUUUCUAGCAUCUAUUUUUCAUCCUGAGUAAGCUUAAAAAAAAAAAAAAAAAAAAAAAGACCUGGGUUGACAGAUGUACGGUUUGUAUUAACAUACCUCGUACUUCCUGGAUUUAUGAGUUUGAUCUGGCACGGCAGCCUCCGUGAGGAGCUGGCGUCCACCCGGGUCUCAUCCAACUUAACUUCGAACAUUCCUCGGAGCAACUUGACCGCUCGUGUUUUCCAGCGCUUCAGACAUAUCUGGUGCACAUCCAGCAUAAAGCACAAGUUCUAUUUUUGUACGUAGGUUUAGCGGUCGGCUAGGAGGCGGUUCGGUUUUGAUCACAGGGAUGCGUGAGGGAAUUAAAAACAAAGCUUCUCAGGUCAUUAAACUCCUCAGGGGUGUAAGAUAAGGACAGCAGUGGUGAGAAAUGACUGUAGAUAGUUCUUGAGAUUCUUCAUAUAGAGCUGCGUCUGUAUAUAUGAGCGACACUCGGCUGUUUGUGUGCGUAUAUCGUGUUUCGUUUUAUCGGCUGAUGAUCUUGAGCAGUUCUCAAACGUCACGUUUCUGGAGAGAAGUCCUUCAGCUUGAUAUCAGAUCACUGUCCGAGCUCGUCUUUGGGUGCAGGACUCCCGUGUUUCUGGAACAUUUUGACUCAUGAGCACAAUUCAUUUCAUUUUUCUGUUGAAAAGCAAAAGGGAUUCUUGUUUCUGCCUUAUCUUGUCAACUUUGGAUGCACUGUUGUUUGUUGUUGUUGUUGUUUUGAGUGGUCAGUAACUAGAAACUGGUCACUUUGAUUUGGUUUUGUCGUGGAAAAAGGGCAAAUAUUAAAAAAUCAUGGAGCCUGAUUGUUAUUUCAUUCGAUGCACAAGCUGCUCUGCUGAUACGUCAGAAAUUAAGUCGAAAUCACUGAAGAACAGACGGAAAAGAAACUGUCCUGAUGUCGUGGAAUCAAUUCUGUUUGACUUUUCUAAAUGAACAAAACGGAUCUUUAAAGUCUCAAUAAACUGGAGUCUAAUGAGGCCAGAACAAACCUCUGCAGGUAUUUAUUGGGUUAUUUUGGCCUGUAAUGGUCCUUCAAGGUUUGGGGAGUUAGAAGCUCCACACUGGAUGGUUAUCAGUGACUCCACUGCUUCGUCUUGGCCCUCUGAACCUCGAGCUGUUUCUGGGUGUUUUUUUUUUGCUCUUGUCAUUUUCAGCUACUGUGGGUUUUUACUGUGAUAUGAACUUCUGCACCUGUACGGAAACAGCACAACAUUUUUCAAAAAUAUGUACAACACAGGUGUUAGUGCCAGUAGUAGGGAAGCAAAAUGGCGCCUCUGUAACAUUUAAGUUUGUGCAUGUUCACCACGUUUUUCACAUCAGCUCCAGCGACAUGUUUCACCAUGCUGAAUGUCCAACUAGUUGCUCGUCUGCACCGUAUUCGAGCCAUUUUUCUGUCACAUGACUGUUAGUUGCAGCCGAGUUAAAUAACAAACAAGUGAUAUUGAUGAACGAUAACUUUGAUAUUGUCCCAACGGAACUUUACGGCACAUACGAUUCAUUCAAGGACCAUUUUUUCCACAGUUUCUGACAUAUUUUUCAAACUUGCCGGCAGGUUUUGGGGUUCAGAGGGUUAAGUAGCAGUGAACUUACCUUUUGUUGAAAAUUCUGUUUUGUGUUUUUUUUAGUGGACGAUGUUUGUUUUGCCUCUGUUUUAAUAUAUUUGCUUGUUUCGGGUAAAGAACUGGGAUUAAUCUGCAUAUCAGUAGCACAACCAGUUCAGUUUAUUUAAUGAGUGACUCAGUUACAAAGUGUAAAUGCUACUGAAACAUGAUCUUCUCUCAUGUGUUCGCCACUGGAAGCAUCUAAUUUAUUCAUUUUCGUCUUCAGUACUUUCUUUUAGUUCUGCCUGUUUCUCAUAUUUGCAGGUGUUUGGUUUAUAUUGUAGAAAAUGUGCAGUUUAGUAUCAGCUCUGUGUUCAAGUAUGAACCCGGUAAGAAGGUUCAAAUGUAGACACAUUGGCCUCCACGGUAAACAGAAAACUACAAAAGAAAGAGAAAAUUAAUUUGAUGUUUUCAGCCUCAGCACCUUAUCAGAUUUCUGGGCAAACUGCAGGCGAGCGAGAAGCCACCCAGACUCCAGAACCACGAGUUCCCACUGCUUCAUGUGCAAAACGGUUUCUUUUCAGGAUCGUCUCAGUUUUCUGUUCCUGAAGUGUGUCUGCCUUAAAGUGUGCAGUGCAGGUCAGGCAUCUGUUUGAGAUCACCGGUAUUUAGUUUGUAUAUGUUGUUUGUUUGUUUGCUUGUUUAACAAAGAAAAUAAAAAGUAAGGAAACACGA